Labrus bergylta (ballan wrasse) is the source of this 1521-nucleotide messenger RNA. The record is from RefSeq and is a predicted model, not a curated record. Lineage: Eukaryota; Metazoa; Chordata; Actinopteri; Labriformes; Labridae.
AUGAAGAUCUACAUCAGGGAAGCCAUGGAGUCCAGCAGCUUGGACCUGAUGGAGUCCAGCAGCUGGCCACAGCUGGGUUCCUGUAAGCACCCUCACAUCUUCAGGGUGGUGAUCAACGGCAGCUCUUUUGAUGUGGAUCGAAGACUUCUUGCUGAGAACUGUGAGUACUUUAGAGCUCUGUUCCAGUCUGGGAUGAGAGAGUGCCGACAGGACGAGAUCCAGCUGAGUUGUGUGGGGGCUCUGGGCUUCCUGGUCCUGCUGCAGGUCCUUGACAGGAAGCAGCCUAUGCUAAAUAGUGAUCAGAUCGUAGAAGCCAUCGAGUGUGCAGCCUUCCUGCAGGUGCCAGCCCUGACUAAACACCUCAUUAGUUUAAUCAAUUCUGACAACUGCCUGCUGAUGUACCACACUGCAUCCACCUUUGGGGUCUGGGAUCUGUCACACAGCUCGGCGCUGUUCAUCAGAGACCUCUCCCCUGACCUGCAGGACGAGAUCCACGCCUUACCAUGUGCCCUGGUGGACUACAUCGAGUCCCUACAGCCCAGAAGCUACAUGGCCGUGUGCAGCCACUCACCCUCCUCUGAGCUGCUGAAGGACCUCCAGAGAACCGUCUGCUACCUGGACGAGACCAGCAGAGACUGGAAGGUCCUGACUCACCUUCCUUUGAGCACCAGCACCACCAUGGCCGGUUUGGCUGUCCUGGACAACAAACUCUACAUCAUGGGAGGGGUGCACAAUGUGAGCAAGAAGGUGGUAGAGACUGGUUUCUGUUACUGUCCUGCAGCCAACACUUGGUCCAUCGUCUGCGGCCCCCAACAGCUACGCUACAACUUCAGUCUGAUUGGUCAUGACGGCUGCCUGUACGCACUGGGGGGCGAGUCCAACAUGAAGGCACUGUCGUCUGUGGAGAGAUACAGAGUAUCUGAUGGAAGCUGGAGGUCUGUAUCCCCCCUGCCGUCCCCUGCAGCCUCAGUGGUCUCUGCAAUAACCAUGAACAGGAUCUUUAUCUGUCUCUGGAGGGGUCAAGGGGCCACAGAUAUACAUGAGUACGUACCUGAACAGGACAGGUGGCUGCUGGUCACCACACUAAUCCGCCAGCACAGUUAUGGUCUCCAUAUGGUGGCCCAUAAGGACAAUCUGUAUGUGAUGCGUAAUGGGCCUUGUGAGGAUUUUUUACAAUGUGUGAUGGAUCGCUACAACCUGAGCUCGGGGCAGUGGACGGCCAUGUUGGGCCAGUACGGGAACAGUAAAAGUUCCCUGUUCACCGCCGUGGUCCGAGGAGACUCAGUGUUCACGCUCAGCCGAGAGGCGACCACAGAGUUCACUGUAGAGGACCAAACAUGGAGGCUGAAGCGUGAAAUGAACGGUUUCGGAAGAAUUGGAUCUAUAUAUACAUUUCUAAUGAGGCUGCCUAAAACCAGAGCCCCCUUUAUAGAGAACUCUGUGGAUCAGAACCUGGAGAAAAACCUCAGAGACAUCAGAAGCUGUCACAGAAUCUCCCCACAGUGUCCUGAUAACCUAUGA